Molecule: messenger RNA, 1277 nt
Organism: Prorocentrum cordatum
Lineage: Eukaryota; Dinophyceae; Prorocentrales; Prorocentraceae
Source: the annotation of a GenBank genome assembly
CCCUCGGCAUCCUGCCGCGCCAACGCGUGCCGUGGCGGGGCCGCGGCGGCGGACCCGGGGCGAUGGUGUCCGCGAGCACGCUGCGCGCCGGCGCCGCCCUGUGCCUGGCCCUCGCGGCGCCCGCGCGGGGCCUGCAGGUGCCCGCGGACGGCCAGAACGCGUCCCUGGAGCUUCACGAGUGGCCCUGGAGCAGGCGCAAGGCCGCUGGCGCUGCCGCCGCGAGGGCGCCUGCCGGUACCGGCAAGGUGCUCCUGAGCACCAUGACGUUCCCCGAGGACAACCUGCCGCUGGACAUCACCGUCGCCCACCAGAUGCGCAUGGUCUCAAUGUACCCCGACACUAUCCAGCACAUCAUCGUGGACAACAGGCCGCCCUGGAUGGAGCCCGUGAACCGUCAGGAGACCAUCUUGCAGAGCAUGCACAAGAGCAAGAUCUCGACAGUGCGCAGAGUUGAUUACAGCGUGUACGACUCACCGAAGUACCUCCAGAAAUUCUUCGAGACGGGCAACGAGACCGACUCCUGCAAGACCCUGGAGGACGCGCACGACAUGUCGGACAUCAGCGGGCAGCACAUGUCGUCGAACACGCACGGCAUGUUCAACUUCUUGGAGGCAUGCUUGAACGCGGAGGCGGCCGUGGAUCUGUGCGUCUUUCUCGACCCGGACAUUGUUGUCUACAGAAAGGACAAGGGCAUGAUCGAGAUGGCGCGCGAGGUUUUCGCGGCCCAGCCCACGGCGAUCGCGCUGAACCCGCCGACGAUGUGCAGCGCCUUCGACGGGGCGGCCUCGGGCACCUGCAAAACGAAGAGGCCGGGGAUGCUCAGCCAGCGCUACCUGAUCAUCAACCGCCAGCGCCUGACGAGCGCCUUGCCUCUCAAGGUCCCGCACGAGGAGUUCAACGUGAACUUUGAGCACCUCUUCGGCGACUCUCUGCGCCGCGUCAACUCGGGUGGGCAGCGCAUGAUCUGCAACGGCGCGUUUGCGAUCCACCCUUUCAGCGCCCGCUGGGCGCACUGCCGCAACAAGAAGGAAAACCUGAACAUCGAGCGCCACGCCAAGCUCGUCGCGCAGACCGCGAAGAAGGAGAAGUCGGGCGACUACCACAGUUUCGACAUGACCAUGGUAGAGGGGCUCAAGGAGAUGAUCUCCCGCGUGGAGGCCGGCAAGCUGGCGAAGCCGCAGGAGUCUGGCGAACCCGCAGAACUCCAAAGCGUCUCCAACAUGUGCGAGGACAUGUGCGUCGACCAGAACCGCAUCGCUCAGGGGCUCGCGUGGUAA